ACCAAACAGACACACAUGUCAGACACAUCAAACACAACUCAACACAACACAGCACAAAACCUCAGCAAGAGAAGCAGAGAGAAGAGAGAGAAAGAUAAAGUCACUGUUCACUUUCCCCAUUCUCUUCGUCUUGGUUCUUUGGAUUCAGAGUUUCGUUCCAUGAAUUCCAACAAGCGAGAGGAAGAAGACGACCUCUUCCUCCCACAUCCUUCGGAUCUGUCUCCACCGCCGCCGCCACUCACGGACCCUUCGUCGUCGUCGUUCUCACUCCUCUUCCCCUCCUCGCCCUCCUCCUCCCACUCCUCCCCUUCUCCGCCCUCCAAACCCCUCUUCAUCUCCCCCGACCCUCACAUCUCCUCUCAGUUCUACACCUUCACCCCAUCCUCCCACGCCCUCAUGCUCCGCUCUCUCCUCCUCCGCCGCCUCCCCUCCCCCUCCGACAUCCGCGCCGCCACCCCGCGCAACGUCCUCGCCUCCUGGCGCACCGUCUGGAAGGACCGGAACGAGGACACGGCCUACCUCACGGCCUGGAAACGCAUCCAGGACAAGCUCACCACCCACCACGACCCCUCCACCAACUCCCACUUCCUCUGCUUCAAAAACAACCCUCACCAGUUCGUCCCCCACGUCGACCAAUGGCAGCAAAUCGUCAUGUCCCACCACGCCGACACCGACCUCAACCACCUCAACCUCAAGGACACCCUCGAACGCAUCAAGCACCACUGGACCGUCGGGGCCAAGUUCUACGGCAUCCCCGAGAGCUUCAUCCGCGUCUGCGUCGCCGCCUGCCCCGCCUGCUGCGCGGCGGAGGGCUCUGCCGAGCCCUCCGCCUCUCGCGGUAAGCGCCGUCGCUUCGAGUACACCGAGAGCUUCGACGUUCCCGCUAGGGAAGUGCCCUCACGGCUCCAGCAGCUUGCGGCUAAGCAUAAGGUCGUGCUUUGCAUAAGACAGAAGUAUAUUAGGUAUAAGCCUUUCAUGGCUGAGGUAAAGGACUAUGCUUGCCAUCGGGCUGGUGAACCUGCUGCUAAGAAAUCUAAGGUUUUGAAGAGGGAGCCUUACGCUUCCAAGAGGUGUGGAUGUGGGUUUAGGAUUAGGGCUAUUGUUCCUAUUGCCAAUUACAAUGAGAAGGAUAAGAGUUUUGUGUAUCAGGAAGAGGGGGUGGCGGUUUUUAAGCUUUAUGCUGUGCAUUCUGGACAUGAGCCUGGGCCUUUGGAUGGGAAUGCCAGGAUUAUGCAUAGGGUUGUUGGGCAUAAGGGUGGUGGGUAUUUGAUGGAUCAGGAGAAUGUGUAUGGGGUGAGUGAGGAAAUGGAUGGGGGGGGGUUUGGGUUGUUGGGGAAGGAGGAUGGUGGGGAUUUGCAGUUUUCGGUGCUGCAACAGGUGCAGGAGUUGAGGAAUGAGGUGGGGAUGUUGGAGGGGAAGGUUGCAAAGAUGCCGAGGGACAUGUUGGGGUCGGUUUCCAGGGAAUUGUACGAGGUUUUGAAUAAGGUUAGGAGCAUAGGGGAGGUGGGGUUGAAGCCAGCCGAGUUGAUCACAGAUAAGGUUGAUGAUGUGUUGGUUGGGGAUAAUGAUCUUGCUAACUGGAGUAACCAUCAUGAGAGGAUUUAUGGUGAUGGCAAGGACACGGAGCUGAUUGAGGAUGAUGAGGACAGUUUUGGUCGGACACUGGGGGAGGUUGUUUCAUGGGGGGAUCAGAUGAGGACAGAGUGCAGGAGUGAGAAGGAUCUGAUGAGUGACAGUUGUAAGCCUGAGAAGUGGUUGAAGUGCAGUGACUUUGAUGAGAAGAGCAUUCUUGAUUGUGAGGAGGAUAGUAAACUAUCCAAGCCCAUCAGAAUGAUCAGACAUGAUGAGGGGAUAGUGUCGGAUGUAGUAGGUCUUGGCUGUAUUCAGGUUGAUAGUUUCUACCAGGACAAUUCUAAAUGGUAUGAUUCUCCUUGUGCUUUGGAUACUGGUGCUGAUUGUGGAGAUAGUGGAUUCCGUCAUGGAGAGAUUUUAUAGUGUCAUGAACAUUCAAGUUAAUCUACUCUAACUUAGAGAUCACAUUCUGUUGUCCUGGCUAAUGGCUAUUUACCCCUUCCAACAAAUAGAAGAAGAGGGAUUGUACAUUUAUGUAUACAGAAGAUUGGAGCCGCUCACAUCAUGCCUUUUAGGUGUAUUUAUUAUUUAUUAUUAUUGCUUGUGGUUCUGUAAAGUGUAACCAGUAUGCUUCUUGCACAUAACUUCGUUAUGAGUAUGACUAUAUCUGUUAACCUUGCUCAUGGACUUCGGCUUUUCCUUGUUUAAUCUUGGUCCUUAUAAUGCACAUCAGUGUUUUGAGUGAUCUGCUUUAGUAUUUAGAGAGAUAUUUGUAUGUACUAUGAGGAACUACUGGUGAUUUAUUUUCAUAUUGGACUAUUGUGUGUGCGUCAAAUUUUCUCUAUGACUUGUAUGCUUUGUACUCUCUGGCCAUUUGCUUUAUAUAUUUUCUCAUUUCUUAUAUGCAAAAGUUCAUUUAGCUUCUGGUUCAAUUUGAAGACUAUUGACUUUAUGCCAUAGGGGUGAGACAACCCAAUACAUCAUCUGUAGCUCAGCCUAGUUGUUUAUUUCUUCUUGGCACAUGCCGUGACAAUCUCCUUAGUAUUGAAUUGAAGAGUGAAGCUUUUUGGAUUGAAGAAUGAAGGUUUUUGGUGCCAUAACAAAUGCUUUCAGUUCCCAUUGGCUCUCUGAAGGCUACUGAUCUGGAGAAAUAUACCAGACAUGAACCACUGUAAGGAGUAAGGACCAAGAAGAUCAUUGUACCCUGAAAUUAGGUAUGCUUCCAUAUAUGGUUAGCAGGCUUGCUGUUUUCGGAUGAUAGCACACCUAGAAUCCAUUUCUUGUUUCUCAUUGUGUUUCAUUCAUUACUGUGCUUGACAUGGUCCAUUUUGAAGUCUUGAAUCUCUAUGAUGGUACACUCUCUUGCAUACUUGUAAUCUGUGUGAAAUUUGAUCAUGUUCUUCAUUUGUGGCUUCGUCAUUCAUUUUUCAAUUUUCUCAAUCUUUAUAAUAGUAAUUAUGUUCUAAUAUUUCAUUAGGUUUAGACGAGAAUCAAAGAAUUUUACUCUAAUCUGAUCUGACAAGAGUGUGCCUAGUUGGGGUUGGGAAUAUUCUUUAACUUUGAACUGUAGAACAUAACACCAUAUGCUGUCUAAAGUCAAGCAACACCAGACUUUUCAUAGCUUCAAGGUGUUAAUACAAUUUUUACAUAGACAGAGAACGGAAUUUGGAAUCUCAGAUAGCAUGGAAGUAUGUAUUGUUUUUAUACAUGUUUUUUAACAUUUAUGAAAUUCAAUCACAAUCUUCAUUAUUUGUAACAUAGUUAUGCUCAGAGGUUUCGUCACAUUGAGUCAAUAAUCAAAGAAUUUUGAUGUGAUAUCAGUUUUAUACUAACUUGUGCUCUGGAAUAUUCUACAACUAACAACUGCUGGAUCAUAAUGGCUGCGUUUCUAAUGUCUAGCAACAAUAGACUUCAUAGUUUUGAGGUGUUAAUAUAAGUUUGUUAUUUUACAAUGACAAAAAAAAAAAGAUUUGGAAUUUUAGAUCAGUAUAGAAAAAUAUAUACCCAAUGGGAUAAUGCUUUGUUGUUGUGUGUAAGAAUAUAUUGUUUUCAUUUAUUUUAUUGAGAAUUAUGCAAGAGACUGUAUAUGGGUUGAUGCAUGUGCUGUGAACCAUGUAAUAUAUUUGAACAUCUCAAAAGAUGUAAAAAGCUUCAGUUCCACCCUUUGAAAGCUGGGAAACAUGCAGAUACUGACAUGCUUUGAUUUGGCAAAUUCACCCAUCCUUCUUUGUCAUGAAGGUCCGUGACUUUGACAUGAAUGUAGGAACAUUAGACCUGGGACCAAAACUGGUUUUUUUCUCUUUGCUUUGUUUUAUUGGGAUUGUGAAAUCGUUCAUCUCUGACCCUUGGCUAUUCUGUUGUUUUUCUGUCACUGUUCAGAGCUUUCUUGUCUUUUGUUCUUAUGUGUAUGUUUAUUACUGAAAAUUGUAAAGGCGUGAAGAUGUGAGAAGCAGGCUCAUCUUUGACAGAGUCCCUUUUAAGAAGUUUUUCUAAAAGUAAUUUCUCAUUAAUAAUAUUUCCAUCAGAUCUGCAUUUUCAAAGGCUUACAAAGAUAUUCAUAAUUAAUAGGAUCAUACUUAACAACUAUCCCAAUUGAUAAAAUAAAGAAAUGAAGAGAUCCUUGAUUAGUGGGAUGAUGUGUAGUAAUUAUCCUAAUUAAUAUAAUCAGGUCACAAUUGUCCUAAUAAAAAAUAGUAAUAGAUCUGAAAUUAGGGAUUCUUAUGUGCAUGUCUUAUGCAGAUGGGAAAAUAUAAAGAACCCAAUUAACUAAAGUUCAAGAUAAAAGAGAUAUGAUAAUCCUUAUUAGUGAUCCACAUCACUUAGUCUUGUGCAGAGGAUCAAAUGUGACAUUGGUUAUUCUUAUGUUAACAUGUGUAUGUGUUACAAUGGUUCGAAUGCAAAUAAUGAUUGAUACACUAUUUUAGAUGAUACACUUCUGUUGAAAAAUAAUACACAUGGUACAUAGAAAGGAUUCUUCUAGUCAUUUUGACAUAGGUUAUCUCUUUCGUAGUGAUUGACGUAUUCUGAAAAAAAAAAAAAAACUGAGUUUCAACUGUUAAAUCAUGGUGAUGUUUUGGCAUUGUUAUUUGGAGAUUUCAUCAAGCUGAAUUUUCUUUUUCUCUUCUCGUUUACUUGGACGUAGUGCACUAAUUCUUUCCAAGUUUGUGAUGCAUUGAGUUUAAUAAACAGCGGACAUGAUCAGAAAGUUGCAUGAAACUUUUGAGUACUGUUGCUUCAGUAUCAUUUCAUGGAACAGUUCAGCAGAAUGGGUGGAGUGGAGUAUUUGAGGUUCACUUGUCACGUGGGUUGUUCUUUGAAUAUACUAUUCAUUCUUGUUUUGUUUAUUGUUAUUUGUUUGGUCUGUGGUUGAUGUCUCUCCUUAUCAGUGCAACAGACCCUGAGUAAUUUCCAAUAGGGUGGAUUCUUAUCAGUGCAAGUUUUAAUUUUUACUAUUUGUAAUCAUGUCGUUGAUGGAAAUGUUCUUACAGAAUCAGCUUUGUUGAUUCUUGUGAACGUAGUA
This is a messenger RNA of Vigna unguiculata (cowpea), 5092 nucleotides long. RefSeq lists its product as uncharacterized. NCBI's taxonomy places the organism in Eukaryota, Viridiplantae, Streptophyta, Magnoliopsida, Fabales, Fabaceae. The record is from RefSeq and is a predicted model, not a curated record.